Molecule: messenger RNA, 1555 nt
Organism: Planococcus citri (citrus mealybug)
Lineage: Eukaryota; Metazoa; Arthropoda; Insecta; Hemiptera; Pseudococcidae
Product: WAS/WASL-interacting protein family member 1-like
Exons: 2
Coding region: 167-1399 (410 amino acids)
Source: RefSeq, a predicted model, not a curated record
AAUUAGUAUCUCUUCAAAACACCUUCGUAAAUUACACAAAAACAGUUUCGUCAAUUGCAGCAGAAUUUUUUUUUCAAAUUUCUAUCGUUUAUUCGCCAACGCAUCGCAUAAAACUUGCAGUUAACUGAGCUACUACAACGUGUCCAGUUCAAAAAUUUGAACAGCAAUGGAGACGAGAGUAUCAAUUUUGAUCGUACUUCUAACCAUAGUCACUCAACUAAAUGGCAACGGAAAUAGUGGUGGGGGGUACACGUCAAGAUAUGGGUUUCCUUCAGGUAUCAUUAAAAGAGUAGGUAGCCAACCUAGACCACUUCUCAGUGCACCUUCCAGCGUAUUAACUGAAAAUGUAAAGACAGCGAGUGAUCCACCGGGCGGCGGUCUGGUCAUUUCAUCUAUGGGACCAAUAAUCAAGAGAUCUAAUAGUAUAGAUGAGGAUGCUUUUCACAGACGGGCAGCGGAACUCGAGUCCGCUUUUGAUCAAGCGGUGGGUAGAAUGAAGGAAGGAUUGGGUGGAUUAGGUGGAUUGGGUGGAUCAGGUGGAUUUGGCGGAUUUGGCGGAUUUGGUGGAUUAGAUAACUCUGGGCCAGGCAAAUCACGAGUCUCGGUUCCAAUUUCAGAAAGACCUCUACCGGAAACACCGAGUUACUCGGGUAGACCAGAUUACUCUUCACGACCGUCACCAGGUAUUCCAAUUCUACGUCCACCGCCCUCACGUCAGCCAAGCAUCACGGAACCACCUGCACAACCCGAAGCCCCAACUGUACCAGAUCAGACUUCAGGUUACAGACGUGGGCCACGUUUCGAUCGUUCAUUUUCAUUCGCCCCAAACUCCGGCUUCGAUGAUCCAACACCACCUCCUACACCACCAACACCAGCUCCAGUUCAACCACCAACAACUCCGGAUCGUCCUCGUUUCAGAAUACCUUCCAGGCCCUAUGUACCUCCAUCUGCACCUGAGUCUUGCGCAUCGACCGAUCCAGAUGCGCAGCCUUCGGUAUCUAAAUACCGUCGUCAAGAAAGCAGAAAAGCUCCUCUAAACGACUCCAACGAUGCGCCAAAAGAACCUGAACCUUAUCGUGCUCCAUCGAAUACGAAAAGACCCUCGCCUUCCAAUCCUUACAAACCAUCGACAUUUAAUAGUAACGAAGGAUCUCCUAGAACCGAUCGCUUCCAAGGUUCAGCAGUCGUGUCCGAUAGAUUGCCCAAUAACUCUGGAACGAUCGAUAUCAGAAUUUCAGGCCGUCAAAUUGACGACGAGCGUAUGUUGCAGAUGGUCAAAGAGGCUAAAAACGCCAUUACGGUUGUAUUCUUCGCACCUGCUUAUGAAACCGAGUAUAGAGGAUCGAUUACAUUUGGAGAUGAAGCACCGCAAAUACCGAUGAAAAUAUUCGGGUUUUAAGUAGAAAACAUGAUGUUAGUUGAUGUACAAUUCUUUUCAAAUAUUACUGUAGGCUUACUUUUUGGAAAAUAAUGGUAAAAAUAUCUGUACUACCGAUAUAUUAAUUUAAUAAUAUUCAAGACAAAAAUAAAUAAAUAUGUAUCUAUUGGCAAAUAA